Messenger RNA from Jaculus jaculus (lesser Egyptian jerboa), 2697 nucleotides. It is a transcript of the gene Scnn1b, whose product is annotated as sodium channel epithelial 1 subunit beta. NCBI's taxonomy places the organism in Eukaryota, Metazoa, Chordata, Mammalia, Rodentia, Dipodidae. Gene Ontology annotation, molecular function: ligand-gated sodium channel activity. The record is from RefSeq and is a predicted model, not a curated record. Gene Ontology annotation, biological process: sodium ion transmembrane transport. Bases 58 to 1977 code for a protein of 639 amino acids. Gene Ontology annotation, cellular component: membrane. The transcript is spliced from 13 exons.
CGUCGCUGCCGUCCGCACACGUCCGAGCAGCCGUCGCCGCCGGAGCAGGCACUCACCAUGCUGCGCGUGCCGAAGUUCCUGCUGAAGGGCCUGCACCGGCUGCAGAAGGGCCCGGGCUACACGUACAAGGAGCUGCUGGUGUGGUACUGCAACAACACCAACACGCACGGCCCCAAGCGCAUCAUCUGCGAGGGGCCCAAGAAGAAGGCCAUGUGGUUCGUCAUCACGCUGCUCUUCGCGGGCCUCGUGUGCUGGCAGUGGGCGGUCUUCAUCCAAACCUACCUGAGCUGGGAGGUCAGCGUGUCGCUCUCCAUGGGCUUCAGGACUAUGGACUUCCCCGCCGUCACCAUCUGCAAUUCCAGCCCCUUCCAGUAUUCCAAGGUCAAGCACUUGCUGAAAGAUCUGGAUGAGCUGAUGGAAGCACUCCUGGACAGGAUUCUGGCUCCCGAGAUCAGCCACACCAACACCACCAGGACCCUGAACCUCACCAUCUGGAACCACACACCCCUGGUCCUCAUUGACGAGCGGGACCCUCACCACCCAGUGGUCCUCGACCUGUUCCAGUGCAGCCACAAUGACAGCAGCCCAGCCCCAGGAAGCGCCUGCACUGCCCAGGAGUGUAAGGUGGCCAUGAGACUAUGCAGCUUCAAUGGGACUUUGUGCACCUUUCGGAACUUCACCAGUGCUACCCAGGCUGUGACAGAGUGGUACAUCCUGCAGGCCACCAACAUUUUCUCACAAGUGCGGCGCCAGGAGCUGGUGGAGCUGGGUUACCCGGGGGAGCGCAUGAUCCUGGCCUGCCUGUUCGGGACGGAGCCCUGCAGCUACAGGAACUUCACGUCUAUCUUCUACCCGGACUAUGGCAACUGCUACAUCUUCAACUGGGGCAUGAUGGAGAAGGCGCUUCCUUCCGCCAACCCUGGGGCUGAAUUUGGUCUGAAGUUGAUCUUAGACAUUGGCCAAGAGGACUACGUCCCCUUCCUGGCAUCCACGGCUGGAGCCAGGCUGAUGCUGCAUGAGCAGAAAACCUACCCUUUCAUCAGAGAGGAGGGCAUCUACGCCAUGGCAGGGACCGAAACAUCCAUCGGGGUGAUGGUGGACAGGCUGCAGCGCAAGGGUGAGCCCUACAGCCCGUGCACCAUGAAUGGCUCUGAUGUCGCCAUCCAGAACCUCUACAACAACUUCACCACCACUUACUCCAUCCAGGCUUGUCUUCACUCCUGCUUCCAGGACCACAUGAUUCGUAACUGCAGCUGUGGCCACUACCUCUACCCACUGCCCCCAGGGAAGAAAUACUGCAACAACCAGGACUUCCCAGACUGGGCCCACUGCUAUCUAAAGCUGCAGGUGAGUGUGGCCCAGAGAGAGACCUGCAUCAGCAUGUGCAAGGAGUCCUGCAAUGACACUCAGUACAAGAUGACUCUCUCCAUGGCCGACUGGCCUUCUGAGGCCUCCGAGGAUUGGAUUUUCCAUGUCCUGUCUCAGGAGCGGGACCAGAGCACAAACAUCACGUUGAGCAGGAAGGGAAUUGUGAAACUGAACAUCUACUUCCAAGAAUUCAACUACCGCACCAUCGAGGAAUCACCUGCCAACAAUAUCGUCUGGUUGCUCUCUAACCUGGGUGGCCAGUUUGGCUUCUGGAUGGGAGGCUCAGUGCUGUGCCUCAUCGAGUUCGGGGAGAUCAUCAUCGACUUCGUGUGGAUCACCAUCAUUAAGAUGGUUGCUUUCUGCAAAAGUCUGCGCAGGAGGCGGGCCCAGGCACCCUACACCGGCCCACCACCUACUGUGGCAGAGCUGGUGGAGGCCCACACCAACUUUGGCUUCCAGCCUGACACAGCCAACCACAGCGCCCACACCGAGGCCUACUCUGACCAGCAGACACUGCCCAUUCCGGGCACCCCACCCCCCAACUACGACUCCCUGCGUCUGCAGCCACUGGACACCAUUGAGUCGGACAGUGAGGGCGAGGCCAUCUAGACCCUACCCUGCUCACCCCAGCAGCUCAUGAAACUGAAAAGCUAUGACCAUGACCAAGGCCUUAUUUUAUGAAACCUUCUCCAAAGAGCCAGGAACGUAGGUGUCCAAGCCUGAGUGCUUGUCCUUCUACAGAGGCCAGUAGUAAGUGUGCACCCCCAGGCUAAGGACUAGUAGCAGGGUAUGAGAAUUGUUACCUGGUUCAUGUACACACACAUACACCUGUCCUGCUCUUUAGCCUAGAAGGCCCCAGAGACUCCGGAAAGCUCUCUCCUGGGGGCAGAUCACUCACCCUCUGCCCAGAGCUGAACAGGUGGUCACACUGUGCUGCUAAUUCCCCAAGACCAGUGACUUCUUGGGUGGCUUUGGCUCACCUGUGUGAACAGGCUUUGGGGGGAGUGCUGGAUAACUGGGGAAGCCUCAGGUGUGGGGGCCUACCAGAAAGCACAUGUAUCUCGCAAGAAAACCAAAAUAGCAAGGAGACUGGUUCUUUGUCUCACUGGUGGAUGGACUGCCCUGGUACGUGCCUGAGCCUGGAAGGACCUCCCUGAUGACUUGAGAGCAAGGGGCUCUUGGGCAGGUCAGGCAGCUCUUCCUUAGGGAUCCGCUACUUCCUUUUCAAGAUGUUUCCAAAGGGGACGUCUGUGAGCCUUAGCAAGGCCAUCCAGGCUUCUUCUCUGGAUUUCAAGAACAAAUGGAAAAAAUAAAAUGGCUUAAGCAAAA